Procambarus clarkii (red swamp crayfish) is the source of this 10017-nucleotide messenger RNA. NCBI's taxonomy places the organism in Eukaryota, Metazoa, Arthropoda, Malacostraca, Decapoda, Cambaridae. The record is from RefSeq and is a predicted model, not a curated record.
UCCAGUAAUCCCGCGGCCUUAUGGAGCUCCUUCCGGUAGCUAGUGAUGUCUAAUGUCGGAGCCACAGGCCGCAGUAUACCUUGAAAAUAGCUACUAGGAGUGAACUAAUAGUGUAAGAACUUACCUAGCCGUCUAUUGAGUCGAUAAGAGCGGAGGUAGAGUGUGAAGUGCGUGAGAUUGGCUGGGUGUUUGUGCCUAUUGAUCUGGAGUAGUCACAGUUGUGGGCCGAGUAUCGUCUGGCCGCCUCUCAUACAAAUCGCAAAUAAUCUGGUGUCGUGUUGUUGGUGUGGUGCUGGUGGUGAGUGAAGUGGGCGGCCCUGGGCGGCGGUGGUUGGCGGGGGGGCGCGGCAUGGGGCGUGCCCAGGUGCUGGUGGAGGCGGCCAGCGGGCCAGCGGCAGGCCCCGCGGGGCGGCACCCUCCCGCAGGAGGCAGGUAGGCACUGCCCCGCUGCUGCCCCCGUGCCGGCGUGACCCCCUGCUGCCCCCCUGCUGCUGCUGACCUCCGCUGCUACUGCCGCAAGUGCCAGCGCGGCCCCUCGUCACCACGUGCCCCUACCUGAGGUGUUGGGCCGCCAGGUGGUGCUUGGGCAUGGCCGACCCCCGCGGGGCGUGGCUCCCCUGCGCACUCCCCCAGGGACACUAGAGCAGCAGCCACCAUGGCGGCAGACGGAGGGCCAGACAUAAUGCCCGACCUCUCACACCUGACGGAGGAGGAGCGCAGCAUCAUCGAGGGUGUUAUGCGCCGUCAGAAGAUCGAGGAGGAGAGGGAGAACGAGCUGGUUAGGAGGAAACAAGACGAGGUUCGGGUGCUCGAGGACACCAUACGCCUGCGCUCCGAAGUCCAAAGAAAAAAGGGCUUGGAACUGGAGGCUACCUGCCAAAUCUGCCUAAAGACCAAGUUUGCCGACGGUGUGGGGCAUAUGUGCAACUAUUGCAACGUCCGCUGUUGUGCCAGGUGUGGUGGCAAAGUCUCGCUCAGGUCGAACAAGGUGAUCUGGGUGUGCAUCCUGUGCCGCAAGAAGCAGGAGCUGCUGAUCAAGACGGGCACGUGGAUGAACACGGGCCUCUCGCAGCACGGGGAGAUGAUGCACCUCGACCACGACUUCUCAGGUACGCCGGCGCCUGUCACCCCCACGGCCGACAAGCGCCCCAAGCUGGAGCGCGGCCCCAGCGCCGACGACAACCGGCCGGCCAGCGUGCAGGGCCUCGUGGGGCCGGCGUCAGGGGGCCACCACAACCAGGGGGAGGCCGGGCCACACCACUACCAGGGGGAGGCCGGGCCUCACCACUACCAGGGGGAGGCCGGGCCUCACCACUACCAGGGGGAGGCCGGGCCUCACCACUACCAGGGGGAGGCCGGGCCUCACCACUACCAGGGGGAGGCCGGGCCUCACCACUACCAGGGGGACCCGGCACAGCACCACCCCACCUUAGAGUCGCGGCCUCUCUUACAGCGUUCAGGCAGCGCCCAGGGCCGCGAGCUGCGGCGGCAGUUCUCUCAGGGACGCGGUGGCGGCGAGAGUGGGCGGCCGGCGCGAGGGCGGGCGGUUAGUGAGGGGGGCGAGGAGCCGCCCUCACCUCACGCCCGCGACCGGCCCGUGCCGCCCCCCGAGGCCUUCCGCACUUGCGAGCAUCCGGCGCCCUUCGAGCAGCGGGCCGCGGGUCCCGACAUCCGGGUGGAGCGGGGCUCCGGCGGGCCAGGGUACAGCCCUGCCUGCCACAGCCCGGGCGUCGGGGGCGCCGGAGGCAGCAGCCCCAUGGAGGGCAGCAGCCCCGGCCCUGCCUCCAUGGAGGGCAGCAGCCCUCACCCAGACGACCCUCGCCGCAUGCACCUGGACCCAGCUGCGGCCCUGGAGCGCUCCCGCGGGCGCCGCCGCACAGACCCUGUCAUGAGGAACGACUCGCUGUCGUCAGACCAGAGCGAGUGCGUGCGGCCGCCACCACCCAAGCCACACAAGCACCGCACGCGGGGGCGCAAGCAGCGGCAGCGCUCGCUCUCGUCCUCUGACGAGGAGGUCCGCUCCACCCCCGAGUGCACCUCCUGCGAGGAGCACGAGGCCGAGUCCGAGAGCGUCUCGGAGAAGGGCGAGGGUGAGGCGGUGGCAGAGCGGUGGAAGAGAGAGGAGAUCCUUGACGCCAAGAUCAAAAAGUUCCUGGCGAGAAUUAGGAUUCAACCAUCCAUUAGAAAGUCCGAUUCUGUCCAGCCGGAUGGACGGAUAGGGGGUAUUACAAGGAUAGGACACUGUAGGACGUGUCCCAUCCCGCGGGAUAUGGACCAGUACCCGCGCCCUGGGCUAGGCGAGCCUGGGGGGUCGCGGAGAGAGAAACACUACCACAGAGACUAUCGCCUCCCUAAGGAUGAAAUUCGGGACUAUGGGUUAGGGAACCAUCGGGACUUGGAGUCCUUUCCCAGGGACCUGGCAGAUAAAUACAGGGACAGAUAUAACCAAUACCUGAACCGGCUAGAAAGAACUUACCAUAAUCAAGUAAGUGAAGAAUAUUGUGAUAAUAGGGCAACUGAUAGUAGAAAUUACACGGAGAGGAGAAAGAAAACAGUGCGUUUUAACUCGGAAGGCUGGGACACGUUGGAGGAGGAGGAGCUGGAGCCGAGCGUGGACCCCAGGUGGACUAGUGCCUCUAGUGUAUAUUACGAGGACCUACCCCGGCCGCCCCUCGGGGUGGGCGGGGUGUGCAUCACCCGUGACCUGGCACAGGGGCGCCGCCUGCCCCACUGGUCGGGUGGACGCGAGCUUCCACUACCUGCCGCCAGGAAGGAACUCUGGGAAGCGGAACGCCAGGAAUCACAGGACUCCCAGACCAAAGAUAGCGGCAUUGACUCAGGCACAAGUAGUAACUUUAACUCCAGCGAGGACUCGAGCAAAGGAGAAGUGCCGAGAGUGUACAGAGUACGUAUCUUUUCUCUUACAAGUAGCUACGAAAAGUCGAAGCGACGAACGAAAGCCAUCGCGAACACCUUGGAUCCGCGGUGGAACCAGACGUUCGUGUACUGCCCACUACGUCGCCCUGAGCUCAAGAACCGCUCCCUGGAGAUCACCGUCUGGGAUUACGACAGAUACGGCGCCAACGACUUCUUGGGCGAGGUGGUGGUUGACCUCAACGCCGCCCCCCUCGACGACGAGCCAGAAUGGUACUACCUCUCUGCCCACGACGAAACCCUUCCACCACAUAUGCGGCGUGGCAUGUACGUGGACACGGAGUCGGCCUCCACCAUCGCCUCCACCGACCACUUGUCCCCGCCCUCCACCACCUCGCGCCUCAGCGAGUCUGACAUGAGCGACCUGGAGGAAAGCUCCCUCCACCGCGAACGACGCACCGACGGCGCCUCCAUCAGCAGCGUCGGCUCCUCCUCUAGUCCGCCGCCCGAGGAACGACAGAUGGUUGGGUCGGGGCUGGAUCACCGGUCGCGGCGCGACACGUCGUCGCCCCCUGGGAGCCGCCGGCGCACGACGACCAUCGUCACCCGCGAGGACGCGAGGUACCGCGCCAAGGAUCUGACGCUGCCCGCGCACGCCGCCACCCGCGCCCGCAGCCAUUCUGCGGCGCCCACAGAUUCGCCGUCGCUACAUGUGUCGCGCUCGCGGAGCAAGUCUCCUCGCCGCGCUCCUGAGCCCGCGAGUCGCUCCCUCUCCCCUCCUGAAGCCAGGCCCGGGUACGGUGGCUCCGGGAGGAUACCAUCGCGCAGUGCCACAGCUACGCCUACCGGCUCCCCCAAGAAACGACAGCUGCCCCAAAUACCUGUCUCGCUGCAGCACGCAUCUAGAGACAAGGUCACGCAGCAUACCUACAUGGAGAGAUCACCUCAGGACCUGGAGGAUCGGGCUCGCCAAAUGAAGAUGAGGAUGCGACAAAUGCAGCCCUACCGGUCUGGGGGGCCCCCUCUCCACUCCGGCUACUCCGAUACUGAGCUGCGCACCUAUGACAGGUACUCGCGUGGACGUGGCGGCCUCAUAUCACCUGAACGAGACCACGAGCGUGACUACCCUGACUCCUCCAGCGACAUUGAGAGUGUCGUGAGCGUGACUAGUGCCUUCUCCACGCAAAGCGAGAGGCCGCGAGGCUCCAGGAAACUCAGUAGGCGGCACCUGAGUAGCUUGAAGAGCAACAACACUCACGGCUAUGACGUCACCUUGGACCAGCCUACGCUCGCGACUGACAAUGACUACGACUUCCGUAUCGGGCGGGACCCGUCUUGUGGCUUGCUCGACAUCUCCAUGCGUUCCCUCAGCCCCGUGCGUCCACCUCCUGUGCUCAAGCGUUCUCUCUCAAUGGGCGUGGCGACGGGCGUGUCGAGGAGUGCCCCCCACCUAGCGGUGGGCCCGCGCCAACACCCACUGCCACGCGCCCUCAUGCGUAGCAAUACAGUGGUCAGCGUCGCUCCGCAACUUCGGGCCCGACAUCGACUACAGAAGAGUCAGAGCCUCGGCGAAAACGACCGUCGGUGGCUUAUGCAUAACGACCCUGAAUUUCUGAUGGAUCACUGGGACGGAGGUCAUGCUCUGAGAGACUCAGGUCACAGACGUCGCACGAGGUCACUAACUCGAGACGAUGUGGUGCUGCGCUCUCACCCUAAGAAGACUGUAACGUAUGAGGAUGAAGUGCUGUCCAAGCAGAGGGUUCCGGACCUUUCUGCCAAGUCACGAAGCUCACUUUCAAUAGAUAAAUCAGUGCCUUAUGAGUCCGAUUUAGUGGUAAGGGAAGACAUGCAGGACUCCUAUGUAUGUAAGUCUCAGGCUUCUCUUGAUGGUUACAGACAAGCUCAAAACCCGGAGGCGGCGGCACACCCGCCAGAGGCCCUCCGGGCUCUGUACCGUCGGAGAAGCUCAGUCCGUCUGGCAGAUGGCCACAGCGCAGGAACUUAUUACGGGUAUGAUUCUGAUUACAGUGGAGCCGAAACGGAGGUGUUCCUUCCAGACCGCUCUUUAGACCGUUCCUUCAGUUUAGAGCAGGUGGAUACAAGUGACCUGGAUCCUGAAUUCAGUCGUUUAGCUGACCGACGGACGCUGGGACAGCAGGGCCGUGCCAUGACAGACGAGUUCCUUCCUAAUUCACUGCAUGCUAUGCAGGAAGGAUCCAGCCAAACGCUUCCUAGGGCUCGGCGCCCUACUGCUGGCAGCCAAUCUCGCAGGACAUUCAUUAGAGCAAAUACUGAAAGUUCUCUCCUGAGGGACCCAAGUAAAAAUCAUAAGAUAGAGUUGAGUUGGAAACCGUCCAGAGAAGAGCAGGAGCGUCGGUAUAGUGUUCUUCGUGAGUCUGUUGUUGAUGAAGCGCCUCUUGAGGACAGGAGACUGUUGGAGCCGACCAGAGGGCUCCAAAGCAAUCCAAUCCUUGCACAUGUAUUCAGUGAAGGUGCCCCACAGCAGAAGUAUGAGGUGUGCAGCUCCAAUGACUUGUUUGUUCCUAUGGAACAGAGGAGACGCGAUCUCACGCAACCUGUGGAUGACUGCGAGCGGUACCCAAGUGAUGACAGCUCCUAUGAUACUCAGCAGACGGAGGCAUUGAAGUAUCAGGAACAGCGAAGGCACAGCAGAUCUGCUUCACUUGAUCAAAGCAGACGUAUAGAACCUGAUGUUGUAAAUGAUAGGGGUUAUCAUGAGUCUGAAGCUGUAGACAACAGGAGAAAUCAAGAUCAGAUUCCUGUUGACGAUGGUAGAUACAGAGAACAUGUCCCAAGAGACCCAAUAGAUGAAGCAGGGUAUCGAGAACUAGAACAGAGAGAUCCAGUAGUCGAAGACAGGUAUCUAGAGCAAGAUCGCAGAGACCCUCGAGAUGAGAGAAGGUAUCGCGAACAAGACCCAAGACACUCGGAAGAUGAAGACAGAUAUCAAGAACAAGAACCAAGAGACAUAAUAGAUGAAGGCAGGUAUCGAGAACCAGAUCCAAGAGACCCAGAAGAUGAAAACAGAUAUCGAGAAGAGGAGCCAAGAGACCCAUUAGAUGAGGGCAGGUAUCGAGAACAAGAUCAGAGAGAUCCAAGAGAUCAAAGAGACCUUAGGGAUCCACGAGAACCAAGGGACCCAAGAGACCCAAGGGACCCAAGAGACUCAAGGGACCCAAGGGAUCAAAGGGACCCAAGGGACCAAAGGGACCCAAGAGAUCCAAGGGACCCAAGGGACCCAAGAGACCCAAGAGACCCAAGAAAUCCAAGAGAUCCAAGGGACGCUCGCGAUGGAGUAAGGUACCGCGAGCAGGACGUGAGAGUCUCGAGGGGCAUAAGAGGCCCAAGAGACCCAAGAAGUGAUGGAAGAUACCGAGGACAAGAGCUGAGAGACCCAAGAAUUGAAGGAAGGUAUCGAGAACAAGACCCAAGAGACGACGAUAGGUGUCGAGAGCACAUAUUUAUCAACAGAGACAGGUACCAGGAACCUCUGCCUGUUACAAGAGGUCGGUAUAGGGAUGAGCACCUCCUGGAUGAGGAAAGAUAUCGCGAGCACGGUGUGGUGGCCGAGGCCAGGUACAGCGAACAGGGAGCUGUGGAGAAAGAGAGGUACAGAGAGCAAGGGGCUGUGGAGAAGGAGAGAUACAGACGUCAGAACACAGUAGCUGUGGAUGCCGAUUACAGAAGUUAUAGAGACCACACUUGCCUGGAUAGAGAACGGUACAGAAGUUCUCUCUCAUUGGACCAUGAGCGAUACAGGGACCAGGGACCGGUGGAGCUUGACUCCUACAGAGAGGGUGAAGAACAGGAGCGAGGCUACCACAGAGGUCCUCCGCCAGAGGGCUACAGUGGCCUGGUUGAUGACCGGAGGUUCUAUAACAGCAAGGGGAGCAGGAAGGAUCUGAGAGAUCGAAAGCUUUACAACCAUGAUGGACACUUUGUUGAGCCGUACGAGGGUGAGGAAUAUAGGUACAGAGACCCACACCAUGCUCAGGACCUCCGAGGCAGCAAACGGUACACUACACCAGCCGGCUACGAUCCCACCUUCACGUACCAUGAUCCCAGGAGACCCCAGGACCGACGUGACAGUGCUUCUCACCCGCACACCCCGCACCCUCACGACCUCGCUCAUGCACAUGGCCACCCUACUAACACCACCCACGCCCACCCCUCUAACACCAUCCACGCCCACCCUUCUAACACCCACGGGACUUAUGCAGACCCAUCCUAUAAUGUAGCAGAGUCCCGUCCUCACUACCCUAUCGACGCAGACGUAGUCGAAGGAGAUUUCCCUGACACAGACAGACCUUUAACUCCCAGAGUUCGCCACAGUUCCUCAGUUAGUAUUAAUGAGCACCCUGAGUACUUUGAAUUUGACGCCAAUAGUCCCCCUAGUACGGAGCCUCGCGCAGACGCUGAUGUAGACCCUUCUUCUAAUCCUGCUAGUGAGUUUAGCCAACGGAUCACCGCCUAUGGGCCCGUGGGAGUCAGCUACGGCGGGGCAAGUAAACGCGGUCAGCUGGGCAGGAGCCUCUCCACCAGCGAGGUCCCCGAGACGGAAAAAGCUGAGGAGGAAGGUGAGAGAGGAGGAGACAAACCCGAAGGCCAAGGGACAGAAGAACGCGUGGUUGAGGAGGUGGAGGGAGUAGUGGAGGAAGGUGGCGCAACAGAGGAGGAGGAGGAGGAGGAGGAGGAGUGCCCCGAGGGAGAGUGCAGCGCCGAGGGUUCCACCACCCCCCCGGAGGCCGCGGCCACGGCCCCCAACCGCGACUCCCUCGACGUGGAGAAGUUGGAGGGUAGCUUGAGUGAUUCCGCCACUGGGAUGCUGUCGGUGGAGAACAAGGAGCGCAGAAGAACCAGCAACGGGAAGCAGGGACAGGUGAUGGGUCUGUCGAAGAAGUCGUCGUCGACCUCCAAGCUCUCUGACACUGGUCGAAAACGGAAAUUAGGCUUUCGGAAAAAGUCUAGAAGCCAAAUAACGGUGCACCGGAGCGAGGAGAUCCUUCCGACGGGGUCGCGGCACCUGAUGCGGCAGAGCUCGAGCCAGAGUAGUGAAGAAGCCGACGGGGAAGACAGGUGUGGACCUGGCUACCCCUCCUGCCGGUGGGAGGGCGGUAGAAAGCGUAGUACUAGCGGAGUGCAGCGGUCUCAGGAGGUGGUCCCCACUCCUAGCCAGUCUCGCUUGGUUAAACAACCUUCUAAGGAGUCCACCGACGAUAGCAUGAAUAGCAUCAGUUCUGAGGGCUCCUCCCGCGUGCCGUCCAUGCGCCUGGGCACUGACGGCCAACUGAGUGAAUUCAUUGAGGGUCUUGGCCCCGGGCAGCUGGUGGGGCGACAGGUGUUGGCGGCGCCGGCGCUCGGGGACAUCCAGUUAUCCAUGUGCGAGCGCAAGAACAAGCUGGAGGUGGAGGUGAUCCGGGCGCGGGGACUCCAGUGCAAGACGGGCUCCCGCGUCUUACCCGCUCCGUAUGUGAAGGUGUACCUGGUGGCGGGCAAGAAGUGUGUAGCCAAGGCCAAGACCGCCACGGCCCGGCGGACGCUCGAUCCCCUCUACCAACAACAGCUCAUCUUCCACGAGAGGUACCAGGGCUGUGUUCUUCAGGUGACGGUAUGGGGCGACUACGGCAGGAUGGAGGGUCGGAAGGUGUUCAUGGGGCUGGCUCAGAUUAUGCUCGAUGACCUCGACCUCUCCAAUAUAGUCAUCGGCUGGUACAAGCUCUUCGGGACAUCGUCUCUCGUGUCCCUGCCCACCCUCACCCGACGCGGCUCCAUGGCCAGUCUCGACAGCUUUGGUUAGAGGUGAAGCGAGGGUAUACCCGACCCCUCUGCACUCUCCCUCUAGGAAGACCUGCACCACGCCCACUCUCACCAUGGGAUCAAGCACUUCCGUGCCCGCCUCACGCCCACUUCCUCCCCCACCCACCGUCAGCUAGUGCAGAACAUUCAACGACACUUGCAACCUGCAAUGUUGCUAUCAAGCAGAGUGUGAGGCUUUUCAUUGGGUGCUCUCUUUUGUCUCUGUUUCCAGACUGGAUCUGACACUAACUGCUUGUGUUGCAAAUUUGCAGUAUUGCAUUAUGAUAAGGGGCUCAAAGACAUCAUCGACUUGCCUAAGUGGAGACGAUGGUAGUCGUCUUGACGCGGUACUUGGGGUUGCUUGAGUAUCCCGCAAGUCCUCUUCCUCUGCAGGUGAAGGAACGUGUGCAGGACUGGCGGUGGCCCAGGCGGGCACACGGGUAACCCACAGGCCACCGGGGCCACGACACCAGCAGCAGCAGCCCCCCCCGUUACCCCAGCGUGUGGCAGGAGGUCUGGCUCGCAACACUGCCCCCGGCACCCCAGCCUGCAGCAGGCUGCCGGGGGAGGCCCACACCACCGCCCCGGCCUGCACACAUCACUCAUCAGUGCCCUUCACACUUCCGGACUUCCCGUUAACGUGGACUCUCGUCACUUGAUUGCCUUGAGAGCAGUUUUUUACAUGCCACAAUAUGAGUACAUAUAACACUUCUCCGGCUUGCCCUGUCUAGCUUUAGUAGGCAGGAGGGGCCGCGUCACAAUGCUUGUGAUUUUGACUAAGUGCUUUAAAUAAUAUUACAGAAUAGUUUUAAUCAUGUGUGGAAGUUUGCUCCAUAGAUUACCUACCCCCCUUUCUAGUUUCCAAUACUAAGAUGGCCUCUUGUAGUCCAACACUGUGCCCCAUGCCCCCCCUCCCUCCCUCCCUCCCUCCCCCUUCAUCCCUCCCUCAUUCACUCACUCCCUUCACAGCCCUCCACCACAGCCCUCCACCACAUCUUAAAAUCCCCCUCCCUCCCCCCUAUCCAUUUUCUACUUUUUGCUUAAUUAUUGUCUACUCCCUAUCUUCCCAUUGAUAGUCACUAACCAAGUGCUCUCUCUCUCUCUUUCUCUAUCCUUCCAUUCUCUCUCUCUCUCUCUCUCUCUCUCUCUCUCUCUCUCUCUCUCUCUCUCUUCCUCCAUUCUCGUAGCCUGUACAUCAAUAUGUCAAUGAACUAUAAUACACUAGACGCUGUCUCCACAUAGCACAGACUCCACUGUGGUCUCUUUCUUCCUGUGGACUCUCAGUAUUGUCUCUUGGUCAUCAAUACAAUUUUCUCUCUUCCCUUU